Molecule: messenger RNA, 1464 nt
Organism: Ceratitis capitata (Mediterranean fruit fly)
Lineage: Eukaryota; Metazoa; Arthropoda; Insecta; Diptera; Tephritidae
Product: mitochondrial amidoxime-reducing component 1-like
Exons: 3
Coding region: 414-1448 (344 amino acids)
Molecular function (GO): catalytic activity; pyridoxal phosphate binding; molybdenum ion binding
Source: RefSeq, a predicted model, not a curated record
AGUAAGGAAAAAACGAGUUCGAUAUUAACAGAUUAGUUUACAUACUAUUUACUAGAUACUUAUGUAUGAGUUAGUGACUAGGAAACAUAAAAAACACCAAGAACUAAAUUUUUGGAACUGAUAAGGUUUCUCAAUCUCUCCGUACUUCGUUUCGCGUGCAUUCUAGUCUUUCGCACAAGCAAAAACAAGAACUAUUCAUUUUUAAAUCUUCGAUUGAGACCAUGGUCUAACGACUUAUAUAUGGCACUACCUGACGAAAUUUCACGCAUACCGGCUUUAGACGUUAAACGCGCUAGACAAAGUGGGAAAAAAAAUCAAAAAAAUUCGUUGCUUUUAUUUCUUUAACAGAUAAUAAUCGAAAGUAUUGCGGUUAAAUGCUCAAAACAGUUGUAGAAAGAUAAGAUUAAUUCAAAAUGACGAACCACCUACUCUUCCUGUGCAACAUCACCACCACCACAGCGGUGAUCUACAGCAUUAAUACGGCAUUCUUUGUCCUCUUAGCCGCGGCGGCUUAUUGGAUUUACUCCACAUGGCGUGUGAAUAGUCCGCCGAGUAAGUGGCGUCGCGUAGGUGUUGUGCAAAAAAUUAAUAUCUAUCCAUUAAAAUCCGCCGCGCCACUCGAGUUGAACGCAGAAGAUGAAGUCACCUGCGAUUUGUUGGGUCUGCGCUUCAAUGCCGCACACGAUCGUUCGCUGAUGUUGGUCGGUGAUCAAAAUCAAAUGAUUUCCGGUCGACAAUAUCCCAAAAUGGUUAUGGUGCACACUAAAGUGGUAUCGCCAACAAGUGUACUCUUCACCGCACCCGGCAUGGCGGAUCUUGAGUUGGACUACUCGCAUUUGCUGGAACAGUCACAGGAUCGCGGUGUAUACACUUCAAUUUUCGGCGCCAAAAUCAAAGCGCUACUUUGCGGUGAACGUUACGAUAAAUGGUUUUCGCAAUUCUUACUCGGCUCAGAGAAUGGCAUGCGCUUAGCUUAUUAUCCAUACCGCAAACCUGUGCGUGCAAUCAACUUGCGUAUGAUAAAUCAGCCAUUAGUGACUUGUGAUGACACGGGCACCUUCAAUAAUGCCACCAGCUACAUGCUCAUCAAUUUGGCUUCGGUGAAAGACUUGAAUACACGCAUACCACAUCCGGCGCAUCCAUUGCAGUUUCGUGGCAGUUUUCAGCUACAAAUGGACGAAGAAAUGCCGUAUGCGGAGGAUAAUUGGAAGUGGGUGCGAAUUGGUGAGAAAACGAUAUUUCGUGUGCUUGCUCCAUGUACGCGCUGUAUUUUCCCCACAACUAAUAUAUUCACCGGCGAGCGUGACCCCGAUGGCGAACCGCUGAAGACGCUAAACAAGUAUCGGCGCUGGCCUCAUCAAACCGGUCCAUCUCUAGGCAUACAAAUGGGCUUGCGUCAGUCUGGCACAGUGAAGGCUGGAGAUGUCAUUUACAUCGAGGACGAAUAAGAAAAUAUUUUUCAUA